GAUCCGGAGAGGACCCUUUCCUAAAACCCUAAACCCCUAACCGGUUGUCAGAAACAGAACACAAAUCCAGAAGCUCGCAUUUUCGCUCCAUCCAUGGCGGUCAAUAGCGAUGCCCUGAAUUCCCUGAAAGCCACAGAACCGACGCAGCUACUUGCGCCGAAUCCCGCCCUCUCUCAAAUGGCUCGAGCCGCCCUGCAGGGCAUCUUCUCCUCCAUCAGGCCGUUCACGCCCAAGUCGCCGUUUGACCAGCUCCUGGUCGACGGAUUCGACGCUGAGCAGAUAUGGCAGCAAAUCGACCUCCAAUCUCAGCCCCUCAUCUCGACCCUCCGCCGCGAUUUGAAGCGGUUUGAGAAGAACCCGGAGGAGAUUAAGACGCUGAAGGUGGUCGUGGAAGGGGAGGAGAAGGUUCUGGAAGCUCAGAGCCAGGGUUUGAAGGCUAAAAUUGGGAGCUUUGACGAGGAAUUGAAUGGAUUUGACGACGACAGUGACGAGGAGGAGGAGGAGGAGGAGGAAGAAGGUGAAGGGAGUGAGAGUGAGGAGAAAGAUGGAGAGGAAGAAGAGGAGAGAGAGGAAAGUGAAAGUGAAGGGGAGGAUAAUAAUGCGAUAGAGGACGGGUUUUUCAAGAUAAAGGAUUUGAAGAAGUCUUUGGAGGAAAGUGAAGCAAGGGAAUAUGGGCUAGAUAAGACUGAUAACAAGAAAAAGAAGAGAAGGGAUGACGACGACGACGAGGAGGAUGAAGAAGAUGAGGGGCUUGGAGACUUAGACAUUGACGAUGAUGAGGAUGAUGAAGACAAGUUUGCAAGAUAUGAAGACUUCUAUGGAGGAAAAAAGGAAAAGCGUUCUACACGAAGAUCAAAAUUGAUUGAUGAAUCAGAAGAUUUGGGGACAAACGACGGAGAAGAAGAUGAACAAGACGAGGAGGAAGAUGAUCAAGAUGAAGAUGAUCAAGAAGAAGGAGAUGAAGAUGAACAAGAAGAUGAGAAGAAGCAAACAACUCUUUCAACCCAUGAAAAGAAGCUUAAGAAGCUUCAAUCCCAAAUAGAAGAGAUGGAAAAAGCAAAUUUGGAGCCAAAAAGCUGGAUCAUGCAGGGAGAGGUAACUGCAGCGACAAGGCCAAAGAACAGUGCGCUAGAAGUUGAUCUGGAUUUUGAGCACAAUGUUAGACCUCCCCCUGUAAUCACAGAGGAGGUUACAACAUCAAUUGAGGAUAUAAUCAAGAAAAGGAUCGAAGAGGGGCGGUUUGAUGAUGUUCAAAAGGCUCCUACUUUACCCUCUAAAGCACCAAGAGAACUUAAAGAGUUGGAUGAGAAUAAGAGCAAGAAGGGUCUAGCUGACGUGUAUGAGGAAGAGUAUGUUCAAAAGACGAAUUUGGCUUCUGCUCCAUUGUCAUUAACAGACAAACAGAAGGACGAGGCAAGCAAGCUGUUCAAGAAACUUUGCUUGAAGUUGGAUGCGCUCUCUCAUUUCCACUUCAGUCCAAAACCUGUUGUCGAGGAUAUGUCGGUACAAGCCAAUGUCCCUGCUCUAGCAAUGGAAGAGAUUGCACCUGUGGCCGUGUCCGAUGCAGCAAUGCUAGCUCCUGAGGAAGUGUUUUCCGGCAAAGGCGACAUCAAAGAAGAAGCAGAGCUUACACAGGCAGAGAGAAAGCGGAGGAGAGCUAACAAGAAAAGGAAAUUUAAGGCUAGGGAAGUAAAGAGGGCGAUGAAGAAGCCCCGGGGCAGCCUAGAGGAUGUGAAAUAAGCCGUUAUACAGCAAGCCAAGGAAGGAUAAGGGAAAUGGUGGUUAACUCAACCCACGCCGUGGUCGCGACUCAUUGAUUGAUUAGAAAAGAGAAGAAAGAAGACAAGGGUUAGGGGGAGUGAGCGAAAGCGGCGUCUUGAGUUCUCUGGUUGUAACGACCACCCAUCUGCUAAACAAUUUCUAUGUUGCCGAAUUCGGUUUGGGUGGAUUGCACCGGAUCUAAAGUAGCUCAAAGUACAAAAUUGUAGUUUAGACUUUCCAUGUUGAAGAAAUCGGGACAUAAAUCAAUUUUACGAAGAAUAUUGCAUUAGGUAAUUAAAGCUUUGUACUUUACAUAUACAGCUUACCUGCCUUUGAGUUGUUCAAGCUCUUGAUCCCGA
Messenger RNA from Pyrus x bretschneideri (Chinese white pear), 2120 nucleotides. RefSeq names its product U3 small nucleolar ribonucleoprotein protein MPP10-like. NCBI's taxonomy places the organism in Eukaryota, Viridiplantae, Streptophyta, Magnoliopsida, Rosales, Rosaceae. Gene Ontology annotation, biological process: rRNA processing. The coding region runs from base 94 to 1740 and encodes 548 amino acids. The transcript has 13 exons. Gene Ontology annotation, cellular component: sno(s)RNA-containing ribonucleoprotein complex; nucleus; small-subunit processome. The record is from RefSeq and is a predicted model, not a curated record.